Molecule: messenger RNA, 7495 nt
Organism: Delphinapterus leucas (beluga whale)
Lineage: Eukaryota; Metazoa; Chordata; Mammalia; Artiodactyla; Monodontidae
Gene: MYSM1
Product: Myb like, SWIRM and MPN domains 1
Molecular function (GO): metallopeptidase activity; protein binding
Source: RefSeq, a predicted model, not a curated record
AAGACGGCCGGGGUCAGGUUCCAUCAUGGCGGCUGAAGAGGCGGAUGUGGAUAUCGAAGGGGACGUGGUGCCAGCGGCGGCACAGUCUGGAAGUGAUGAAAAUACAGCAUCUGUUUUACAAGACCACUAUCUUGACUCAUCGUGGAGAACUGAGAAUGGUCUUAUUCCUUGGACUCUGGAUAGCACCAUCAGUGAAGAGAACAGAGCUGUCAUUGAGAAAAUGUUGUUGGAAGAAGAGUAUUAUUUAUCCAAAAAGUCACUUCCAGGAAAAUUCUGGCUUGAUCAAAAGGAAGAUGAUAAAAAAUACAUGAAGAGUCUGCAGAAACCAGCAAAAAUCAUGGUACACUCUCCUACAAAACCAGCCAGUUACUCAGUAAAGUGGACGGUAGAAGAAAAAGAGCUGUUUGAACAAGGGCUGGCUAAAUUUGGCCGAAGGUGGACCAAAAUUGCAAAGCUAGUUGGAAGCCGCAGUGUUUUACAAGUGAAGAGUUAUGCCAGACAGUACUUUAAAAAUAAGGUAAAAUCAGAUGGUCCAGAGAAGGAAACAGCAAAUCAGAAAAACAGCAGUGGUUUUCAGAUGAAAAAUGAAGCUGAAGGCACAAAGGCAUGGACACCAUCAGGUUUAAGGGGUCGUGCUGAUCCCAACUGGAAUGCUGUAAAAAUUGAAAAGUUAUCUGAUGAUGAAGAAGUAGACAUCACAGAUGAGGCAGAUGAGUUGACUUCUCAAGCUCCCCAAAAGAAUCUUAGCAGUGAUCUCUUAUUAGAUAUCUCUAAAAAUAAAAGUCAUGAAACCAGUAAAGGAGAAUUCAUUGCUUCUGACAGCCAGGAAGAUCCCAUUUCUAAAUCUUCCAAGGAGUAUCUUCAGAAUAUAAAGCAAGGUGAGAUGGAAACACUUUCAAGCUCAGGAAAUACAUUUUGGACUGAAAAUCACAACACCAGUGACCAAAAAUCAGUUGAAUUAUAUGAUCAGAAAUGUAAUAAACUGAUGAAAAACUGUAAUAAGCAUGAUGGAAAUGGAAUAAUAGAUGAUGCCAGGCAGUUACCUUCUCCAGAGCCUUGUGAAGUUCAGAAAGACUUGAGUGAUAAUGAAUUGCUUUUUCAUUCUUCCUGCCAAAUGGAGGAGGAGAGCCAUGAGGAAGAAGAGCUUAAGCCACCAGAACAAGAAAUAGAAAUUGAUAGAGAUAUCAUUCAAGAGGAAGAAAAGCAAGCAAUUCCUGAGUUUUUUGAGGGACGCCAAGCUAAAACACCAGAACGCUAUUUGAAAAUUCGGAAUUAUAUUUUGGACCAGUGGGAGAUAUGCAAACCGAAAUACUUAAAUAAGACCUCAGUACGUCCUGGCCUGAAGAACUGUGGGGAUGUUAAUUGUAUUGGACGGAUUCAUACAUACCUCGAGUUGAUAGGAGCAAUCAAUUUUGGAUGUGAACAGGCUGUAUAUAACAGGCCACAACCAGUUGAUAAAGUACGAAUCAGAGACAGAAAAGACACAGUAGAAGCGUACCAACUUGCCCAGCGUCUGCAAUCUAUGCGCACAAGGAGACGUAGGGUCCGAGACCCGUGGGGAAAUUGGUGUGAUGCAAAAGACUUAGAAGGACAAACGUUUGAGCAUCUCUCUGCUGAGGAGUUGGCAAGAAGAAGAGAAGAGGAAAAAUGCAAACCUGGUAAAUCUUCAAAAGUGCCAAGGCCAACAAAAAGCUCAUUCGAUCCCUUCCAACUGAUACCUUGUAAUUUUUUCAGUGAAGAAAAGCAGGAGCCAUUUCAGGUGAAAGUGGCUUCAGAAGCACUUUUAAUAAUGGAUUUGCAUGCUCAUGUUUCUAUGGCAGAAGUGAUUGGUCUGUUAGGAGGAAGAUACUCAGAAGUUGAUAAGAUAGUUGAGGUCUGUGCAGCAGAACCGUGUAACAGUCUGAGUACAGGACUACAGUGUGAGAUGGAUCCCGUCUCACAAACACAAGCCUCGGAAACCUUGGCUGUCAGGGGCUAUAGUGUGAUUGGAUGGUAUCAUUCUCAUCCUGCCUUUGAUCCUAAUCCUUCCUUACGAGAUAUUGACACUCAAGCCAAAUACCAGAGUUACUUCUCCAGAGGCGGUGCAAAGUUCAUUGGAAUGAUUGUUAGUCCUUAUAAUAGAAAUAAUCCUUUACCUUAUUCUCAGAUUACCUGCCUGGUUAUAAGUGAUGAAAUUAGCCCAGAUGGCUCUUAUCGUUUACCUUAUAAAUUUGAAGUACAACAGAUGUUAGAAGAACCUCGGUGGGGAUUAGUGCUUGAAAAGACAAAAUGGAUAAUAGAAAAAUACAGGUUAUCCCGGAGCAGUGUCCCCAUGGAUAAAAUCUUUCGCCGGGAUUCUGACCUGACUUGUUUGCAGAAACUUUUGGAGUGUCUGAGGAAAACUCUGAGCAAAGUGGCCAAUUGCUUCAUUGCUGAAGAAUUCUUGACUCAAAUAGAAAAUUUAUUCCUUUCCAAUUACAAAAGCCAGCCAGAGAAUGGAGUGGCUGAAGAGAAGUGUGCUGUGGAGCCAAAGGCGCUGUUAACGUGACUAUUUUAAAGUAAGACGUCUUAACCGUGACACAGUAGACCGUACUUUCAGAGUUAUAGCCUUGAAAUUAUUGUAAUUUAGUUAAUAGUGGUACAGCUUCGAUUUUUUUUUUUUUUUUGUGCUAGUUCACGAAAUCCAAAUUUUGCCACAUAAACCAUGUGACAAGAAAGAGACAUGGACUUGGACUUGUUUUCAUAUGUGGCGCUUAGUCCUCCUCGGCCCGGUCAGCAGGGUGUGGACUGAAGGGCAGCCUCCCUGCUGUCUUCAGAUUGAUAAGUGCACUGUGUCUCAGAUUUUUAUUUCCCCCUGAACUAGUCAUUCCAGUUUUGCUAUCUCCUGUCUCGUGAGGAGCACUUCCAUUCUUUUCAUGUGUUUUGGUGAGGCUUGUUUAUGGUUGCAAAUGAGAUACAGGUGGGUGGUCACAGCGUAAUUAACAUGGUUGAGAACUGCUGGUUUAAUGAAUCUAAGGACAUGCUGUGGGAGGACAGGGGAGGCAUCAGGAGAAAAUCUUCAAAACAGACAAGAGAUCUAAAGGAGAGAAUCAAAUUACCAGUUUUUUAAUUACAGAUAUUUGCUUCCAUUUUAUUGUAUAACAACACUACUAUAGGAUAUGCCAUUUUCUCAGCUGAAACAUUUUGUAUGGAUUUCAGAUACAUAACAUAAUAAGCUUCAACUAUAGGUCCACUUAUGUUCAUUUGUGUGAUAAAGGCUCGGUUAACUAGAACACAGGUAAUCAUAACUCUUAAACUAGACUUUUUUUUUUUUCCUACUACCUGCUAUGAGGAGAAAGAGGCAGAUUACAAUAAAGCUUAAAUAAAUCAGACUUAAUUUUAAAAACAAAAAAUCCUUCCAGGACAUAUUAUGUAUUCUGCCCCGUUUCAUAUACUUGCUGAAUCCAGAACAGGGAUCAGUGGACUUUUUAUGUAAAGGGGCAAUUAGUCAGUAACUUAGGCUUUGCAGGCUACACACCAUCUCUAUCAGACAUUCUUCUUUAUGUUUUUUAACAACGCUUUAAAAACAUAAAACCAUUCUUAGCUCAUGAGCCUCACAGAAAACAGGUUGCUGGCCAUUAUCUUCCAAACCCUGCUCCAGAGAAUUGCAAACAUUUAGAAUUUAUUUUCAAAUGCAUGAGCCUGAGACAUUGAAAGGUCUUGCAUCAUCUUCAAACAACAAUAAAACUAAAAAUUGUGAUUUACAUUUAAAUUUGUUUUCAAAUGAAAGUUAGUAGUGAUGCUGCCUGAUUUAUUCUGAUAGAUUUUAGUUUACUUCUGUUAACUAAAGAAUUAACUUAUGUCCUUUUCCCAAGCAUUCUUAUUAAUAUCUGUUUUAUUCUAAUCUGCAUAUGAUUCUGUAUUUUUACCUUUUUUGGUUUAAUGAAUAUCCAAGGAAAAUAAGUCAGUAUUGGAAGGAGCAGUGAGCCAGUUUUAGAUGACCUGGGUCUUGACUCAACCUUGUGAUUUGAGGGAUAUAGUUUACCUUCUCUGGGCCUAAAUUCAUGUGUAACCGAGGUCUAAAUUAUCUGCCCUGCAUCCUUUCAGGUCUAAAAUCUUAUGAUUCACUCUGAUUGUUGGACUUACCCACCUGGAGCUUGUAUUUUGAGAUGUUACAGUUCCCAAAUUAAUGAAUGUUUUUAAAGAAAAAUGGUAGUAUUUUCCAUUUUUCUAUAUGUAUUUAGGAUAAACGGUGAAACAUAACUUACAAAGCAGUUACUUUUGGGACUGGGCUUAUUAGAGCUAUAGACCAAGAAUCAGGAAACCUGAGUUCUUACCCUAAUUCUCUUACCAGCUUUGUUGUGUGACAGUGGUAAGAUCACAUAAACUUCUGGACCUCAGAAUCUUCACCUGUAAUUCAAGGGCAGAAAGUCUGUGAUUCUGUAAAAGGGUAGUGAUUUGUUCCUUUCUACCCCUCCUUUUGACAUACUUUUUUCAUUGUAUCAGGAACAGAUCCUAGAAAGUGGUAUUAGUUAGCUUUCCUGAUUGACAUUUCCCAGUAAUAUUGAUGAAUUGGGGUUGGAAAAUAGUGGAAAUUGUUAAAAGUUCUGUUCUCAGUCUGGGUCCUCUGCAUGCUAGUGGUUCACCACAUUUAGUAACCUAAGCCAUACUGUGAGGAGCUCUCAAAGGUGGUAAUAUUCAGAGUUUAGAGCUUUGAGAGAACAGUUUUUAAAAUAAUACUUUUUUUCUCAUGAUAGAGUACAUUUAUGAGAAAAUAUUUUUUAAAAAGCAGAGAGCACAGUUAACAUUUUGGUAUAAAUCUUUCCCCAUUUUUUUUUUUGCAUCAUGUAAUUUUAUAUUAAAAUCUGAUAUCUUCCUCCCCUCCUCCCUCAUUCAUUGUUUUUUUUUUUUCUCAUCAUAGUCUUAAAACAUUUUUGUAACUACAGGUGCCCACAUUCCUGUCACUGCCAACCUUGGCCUGCUGAGGGCAGUAGGAGCCAGACCUUGAGAAGCACAGAGGAAGUCUAGGGCUGAGGGUGGCAGUGUAAUGCAGGAAGUUUAGGAGGCAGGGUCUCAGAGGAAAACCUACCUCUAGUAAUGUUUACAGAGUGAAGAUGGGACUUGAAAACAUCCAAGUCUCUUCAUCCUGAUUUGGUUCUUUCUUUUGCACAGUGACAAUAAAAUAAUGAGCUUAAUUUAUUUUCCUUUUCCAGCUUGCCUGGUGGAAAUUGGUACAAAUACUUCACUAGUAUUUGACCUAGCACUCUUAAAAAUCUAAUCCCAAAGUAACAUUCAAAAAAAGAAAAAUCAGUGGAAUAAGACCCACAAGAUCAGACUCUCCUUACCCCUCUGUAAUUUUAUCCUUGAACCAUUGGCCCUCAAAGCAGCUUUAUGACUUUCAUAGGCCUUAGACACUUUUGCCUUCUUAGGCCUCUUCUUCCAUAAAAAAUUAAAAAUUAAUGUUACAAUUGCAUUUGUAUAAAAUGAAUUUUAUAUAUAAACACAUCCUUAAAUCUAGAAGUUUGGUUUUUUUCUUAUGAAUUUAAAAGAAAUUAAAACAUUUUGGGGGGCCUCUAAAUGUAUUACGGGCCUGAGACCUGGUGCCUAAUAGAUUAGUUGGCCCUGCCUAUACUAUGAAGGGUGCUAUUGGGAAAAUGGCAGUCACUACCCUCUCCCCUAUGAGCCCACCUCACAAACCCUAGAGGAGCUUUGCCACACAGCCAAGAACAUUGCAGUACCUGCAGCUUUAGAUCCAUAGACUUGAACUUUGUUCUUUACUGAUGUGACCAAAAUUCAGGAGUGUUACUUGGGACCAUUCAUCCCCCAAAGAACGAUAGGCCACUGUGGCUAACUUCAGUUUUCAGGUAGAUAUUUUAUUCUAUUCUUUAUCAAUAGUUUUGAGACUCAUGCCACGUGUCCCACCGUCUUUUCUUCCUGCAUUUCCCUCAAGCCCUUUAUUUUCAUCCUCACUCCCUCACUUCUUACCUGACAGUGUAUAGGUACAAGAUCCUUCAUUGUCAUGUGUUGAAAGCAGGGCCUGAAGAAUAGAGUUGAACAAACCCAUUCAUAUUUCCCAGAAGCUGACUAAUGCUGCCCCAGCCCUCUCUCCAUAACUUUCCUCCCCCAAAGGACUGGGGCAAGGGCUGUGACAUGCAGACCAUCUGGGCAGCAGAGGAGGCUGUGGUCUCAGCAUGCCAACCUGAGUGGGCUUCCUGCUCUACAGUUUACCUUCUUCUUUGUCUUGCUGGGUCCUAAUGAAGUGAGCUGGAGGACCUGGAGGAACUGAUGCAGUCAGGAGGCCCUAGAACUGAUGCUUUGUUCUGUCCCUACAAAAGAGCCAUAGGACACCUGGCCACCCGGAAGGUAGCUACCAUCCUCAGGUCAUCAACAAGCAUCCAGUUGGUGGGUUUCUCAGUAGAAAUUAAGUCAGGGUACCCAAAUGUUGUGGGUUUUUUUUUUUUUUUUUUUUUUUUUUUUUACCUAUGCUCUUCUCUAUCCAGAGCUAGGCACUAAAUCUAUAGAGUCACAGAUUAUGACAUUUAGGAAAACUUUUUUCUCACAAGCACGAAGAAAAAAGCACAUACAUUUGUAACAUCAUCUGUUUCAUCAGGGUUAAUACAAAAUUUAACAAAGAAAUUUGAUCUGCAUCUCCAAUUUACCAGUGGUUUAAUAGUUUUCUUACAAAUUAAUACCACAUUUUGCAAUAUUUCCAGAAAAUCACUGUGGAGAAUAAUGUAAUAUACUUUAGCUUAAUUCCUGACCUUUUCUUAAAUGGUUUUAUGUGUGCUGUUCCCCCAAACUCUUGUUUUUUCAUUUAACCUAUAAUUUGUGCUUUCUGGUAUUUUCUAAAUCUUAUCUUUUAAGCUACCUUAAAUCCUUUCUGGAACAAGGCAAAGAAUAAAUAUGUCAUCCCCCCUAAGUCAGGAGAAAGUCAGAAUAUCCCAGAGAAGCUGUGAUUAUGCCAGGGACUCUAUACCAAACUAAAUUUGAACAAGUAAAAUUAACUCAUGGUAUCUGGGUUGUAUUAUUUUUAUACCUUUGACUAUAUUUAUGAAUAUAUUCAUAAGAACUUUAAUUUCAGCAAAAAAUGCCUGAUCUGCCGUCUUUGAGGUUUCCUGGAGUACUCUCUUAGGAAUUAAGAAGUAUGUUAAUUAUGAUUUUAUAGUUUGUAUUCCUGUUUCAUAGGUUACCACAGAACAUUUGUUUCAACCUAUGGAUUAUAAAAUAGUAUUUAGAUUGUAGCAUGAUUUAAAUAGAUAGGUCAUAUAUAUCUUUAAAUUUGUGGAUUUGAUGUGUAAAUUGUGUAUUAUGUAUAAGUUUACUAUGAUUAUUGGUAAACCUGUUGCUCUUGUUUUCCCCAAAUGUUAUCAGUGUUUAUGGAUUUCUUUAUUAGUUUGAAUUUUGGAAUGUUCUGUAAUAAGAUAUAAUGAUUUCAACUAUUUUGUGCUUUUAAAUAUGCCAUGUUGUCUAUAUCUGUAAUAAAGAAUAUUGUAAAUAUUAAUGUUUGUACAAUUAUUAAAGCUUUUCCUCAAAAUGA